UCGAUUUAACAUUUGUAACUUGAUAUUAUGUAAGUGACGAUAAUAUCGAUAAAUUUGUGUGUAAUCGAAAAAUCUUUGGUAUAAAUGCCCUAUCAAGGUUUAAUCAAAUCAUUCGGAUCUGAAUUGAAGUAAUCGAUAUGUCUUCUACUACCUUCUUCCUCGUUUGUGUUCAAGCUUGCAUCCUUCAGGUCUGUUUUGGGCAAGCUAUUAAUCCAGCAGCAGCUCUCGGCAAUGGGCUGGUAGGAGGCCUUGGUUAUCCAAACGCCCUUGGAUUCGGCAAUCCUGGACUCGGCGUAGGCCUCAAUGGUUUGGGAUAUCCAAAUGGACUGGCAGCCCCUGGAUUGGCCGCCGCAGGCCUUGCAAAUGGAAUGAUGUCCCCUGCGCUUGCCCCAGGAAUGAUGGCUCCGGGAAUGGUCGGUGCGGGAAUGGCCGGUGCUGCAUUAGCUAAUGCUGGACUUGCAGCUGCUAACAUGGUAGCUCCAGGUUUAGCUCCUGCUGUAGCUGGAGUACCCGGUAUGCCCGGACCUUAUGGUGGUGUUGGCAAUGGCGACUUGAAAGUCGCUGGAGAGUUGCCAGUAGCUGGUACUACCAUCGUAGCUGGACAGGUUCCAAUUGUUGGUGCUGUCCAAUUCGGUGGUGAUGUAAAGGCUGGUGGUGUCGUUACCAUCAGCGGUUCUUGCGGCUGCGGUGGCAAUGUAGCAUAUUAAUGUAAUUUAGUAUUUUAUUGUUAUGUAGUAUAUUAAAUAAAUUAUAUUUUAUUUAUAACUAA
This is a messenger RNA of Manduca sexta (tobacco hornworm), 769 nucleotides long. RefSeq names its product chorion class A protein Ld2/Ld41. The coding region runs from base 138 to 707 and encodes 189 amino acids. NCBI's taxonomy places the organism in Eukaryota, Metazoa, Arthropoda, Insecta, Lepidoptera, Sphingidae. The record is from RefSeq and is a predicted model, not a curated record. The transcript has 2 exons.